Molecule: messenger RNA, 2967 nt
Organism: Ectocarpus siliculosus
Lineage: Eukaryota; Phaeophyceae; Ectocarpales; Ectocarpaceae
Source: the annotation of a GenBank genome assembly
AUGACGCGCAACCGGGGGGCGGCAGCCGCGAGGCCUGCGCGCCAUGACAAUGUUGGCGUCAAGACUGUCCCCAGUGUUGGCGAAACCGUCGAGACUUGCGCCUGGCUGGGCGAGGCCCUGAAGAGAGACCUGCAGCAAGACGUGGAGUCGGACGAUGCACAGGGACAAGCGCUUCGAGAUACGGACAUUGACCUGUCGUCUUUGCGCAUCCUCCCGAACCGUGAGCUUCUGCACUCCAAGAUCCGGGAGGCCCUGACCUGCUGGGACAAGCUUGCCCAGUGUAUUCCCCUGAAGCGGCAACGGCCGGAGGGCCUGGUCGGCAGGAUGGCCGGAUCUGACGACAUGUACCUAGAUUUCGACAUCGACGAGACAACGGUGCCGCUAGAGCCUCCCCAGGGGGUCAGCGACGUGCAACUCUACCAGUACUACGUACAACGCAUCAUGUCCGCGGUGCCCCGGGCGAACUCCCUCAAGGGCCGAACUACGGAGGGGCCCGUUCCUCUCAGGAUUUGCCGGGUGAAGAAUCAACUCGACAUCGCCCUUUCGAAGCCAUACGGGGAUAUCCACCUUCUCAAGGAGACCAACCACAUCUCCGAGGAAAAGCGCCACAGGGUAGCGGAGGAGGCGUUUUCCCGCAGUGCGGCGGGCGAGGCUCCUAACUCUAGAGACGGUGUUGCCGCUGAGGCUGUUGCAAAUGGCUCUGCCGCUGGCGGUGGCGCGUUGGCGAGGGGGGGGCACGCGGGUGGUGGUGCUGCGGGGGGGGUGGAGGAGGCUGCGAUGGCGGCGGGGGCAUCGACACAUCGAACGGCGGGGGGCAGCAGCAGCGACGGGGCGGCGGCGGCGGCGGCGGCGGCGGCGGCGGCGGCGGCGGCGGCGGCGGCAGCAGCCACAACGGGAGCUCUCUCCGGGCAAAGAAUUUUCCAAUCAUUUUCCGGGCCCAGCCGGGCGGUGGUGACGUUCGCCCUGUACCGGUCCGCUGCGAAGGGGAAGGGUCUGAGGCUGCCGGGACACCUUCCGGAGAAACGACUCUUCGAGGUUGAGGCCCUCGAGCACAACACGCUGCAGCAGAUCAUGGGUGGGUGGAUCAUCAAGGAGUCGAAGAACCUCAUGACGAACGAAUGGGACGAACGCCAAGCUAUGCCGCCGUGCCUCACCGACCGCAUCAUGGAAGAACGGCGGCAAGGUUGCUGCGGCGACGCUCAAGGCAAAGUGUUGAUGCCGCCUCCAGAACCAGGCUCUUCCCGGCAAAAGGGCUUAGCCUUGGCGCGGGGUUUCGUGUUCAUCAGAGGCGUGUUUUACGUUACGAAACCGACCGCGGGGGAGGAUGUGAGUGACGUCCCCCCCCCCCCGCCACCGCCGGCCUCGGAGCCCGAGGGGCCCCGCGGUCGAGGGAAGAAGGGGGACACUGCCGCCGGCUUGCGGAAGAAGAAGGGGCAGCCAAAGGGCAGGAGGAGGGCUGCCGCAGUGAAUAACAGGGGCGGCGCCCAGAGCGACGAAGCACAAGAGGAGGAGGAGGCAAGGGCCGCUGCUGCUGCGGAAGCAGAGGCGGCGGCGGCGGCGGCGGAAAGGGCCGCUGCUGCUGCGGAAGUAGAGGCGGCGGCCGCGGCGGCGGCAGCAGCUCCGCCCGAACCGUGGAUGAAACGCUGGCUGCAGGUGGGCGGCGCGUCGUGGGAUGCCGACAAGGAAGAGCUCAUGAAGCAGGAUGCUUCACGGGUUGCGCAGAGACCAGCGGCGGGGGCGCGUACCGGCAACGCGACGGGAGAAAAGAACCCAGCGGGGAAGAGCAAAGGGAGGGAUCGGGGGAACACGCCGCAGGGGGAGGAGAAGGAAAUCAGCGAAGCAGCAGCAGCAGCGGCACCGGGGAAAAGAAAGCGUGGCAACAGGGACGGCGCCGGCAAGGGCAAGGGGAAGCAGAAAAAGAGCGGCGGGCGGUCGGCAGUGGGAGGAGCGGCGGCAGGGAACGGUCCGGAGAACGGGGCGGCUCUCGCCGGAGACAGAGAGCCGGAAGAAGAAGAACGAGAGGAAGAGAACGGAGACGGAGAUCAAGGAGAAGAGAAAGGGAAAAACAAGGGCAAGCGGAAGAAAGGGACUAGGGUCUACGCUAGGGGCCAAGGGGGGACGUUUCGAAGACCGGGACAGACGCAGAAGGCCGCGCGUGGCGGGAAGGGGGGGCUCGCGGUGUGCGAACAAGGGCAGAGGAUGAGGAAAAGACUCGGACUCGAGGCCAACGGGUACGUGUUCCUCCCCCACCGCGACUGUGACCACCUGUUCGUCGUUUCGGACAUCAGGAUUGAACCGGUCCCGUUUCCGCCGCCAGAACCAGAACCCACUGCUGUCCACACUUCCGGCGGGCCGGCGGCUGCGGCGAUGGCGGCGGCGCCGGAAGAGGACGCUCGUGACGGUGGAUCGGCGGCGACGACCGGGCAGCAGCAGCAACAACAACAGGCCGGGUCUUCGUCUAGUACAGCGACGAGGGGAACUGCUGAUAUUGACUCUGUUCAUCCUGGUGGUGGCGGUGGUGGUGGUGGUGGUGGUGGUGGUGAUGCGGCAGAUCGUGGUGGCAGUGUUAGGGCUGUGGCAUCCAUCGGCGGUGCCUCGACGGAGAAUACCGCAGCGGUGGGAGGGGGGAGGGGGGAGGGGAAGGAAGAGGAGUACCCCAGGCUUUCGUUUCUGUCGAACCCGCACUGCAGGAGGUGCGGGAUUUGCUUGACCAAGACGGCUGUGAAGAUGAGCGUUGGGCACCCGCUUUCAGACAAGGCCUCCCUUUUCUGCUGCCAAGAGUGCUUCGAGAUGCUACACUUAGACGCCGACCAGAAGCCGCUGGAGGGAGAGCUGGCCGGGGAUGUAGCUACCACGUCCCCCCCCGGGGACACAACAUCACCAUCCCCUCCCCAGGGUCCGGAGGCAGGCCAAGCCGCCGCGGGACCUAGGGGUUGGCGAGUGUUCCGUUGCCACGACGAGCACUGA